Periophthalmus magnuspinnatus is the source of this 3542-nucleotide messenger RNA. It is a transcript of the gene trip10b, whose product is annotated as thyroid hormone receptor interactor 10b. The record is from RefSeq and is a predicted model, not a curated record. NCBI's taxonomy places the organism in Eukaryota, Metazoa, Chordata, Actinopteri, Gobiiformes, Gobiidae. The coding region runs from base 222 to 1778 and encodes 518 amino acids. Gene Ontology annotation, molecular function: protein binding. The transcript is spliced from 15 exons. Gene Ontology annotation, biological process: signal transduction.
CGUCGGAGCGGCAGGAAAAGCGCUGGCUGGUUCUUUGGCACAGUCGCUGAGUGCGCACUGGAGAGAUUGGAGGAGGAGAGGGAGGGACAGGCGUAAACUUCACUUCCUUCCAAAACAUUUCCUCUGUCCGCGCUCCCAAGAAAAAACACCGACACUUUCUUGGUUGCCGUAGCCGACUUUCGCUGCUCUCGUUCCAGGGGAAGUCUUUGGAGAAGUUGGCCAUGGAUUGGGGCACGGACUUGUGGGACCAAUACGAUGUCAUCGACAAGCACACACAGUCGGGGCUAGACCUGGUGGAGCGAUACAUCAAGUUUGUGAAGGAGAGGGGCGAGAUUGAGCAGAACUAUGCCAAACAGCUCCGAAACCUAACCAAGAAGUACACCAAACGAGGGAGCAAGGAGGAGCAAGAGUGCAAAUUCAGCAACCAUGCCUCGUUCCAGGACAUCCUUAAUGAGCUUAACGACUAUGCGGGGCAGAGGGAGGUGGUCGCUGAGAGCAUGAUGACCUCCAUCUGUGUGGAGCUCACCAAGUUCAUCCAGGAGAUCAAGCAGGAGCGCAAGACUCACCUGUCGGACGUGAAGAAGUCCCAGCAGACCCUGGAGAGCAGCUUCAAACAGCUGGAGAGUACAAAGAAACGCUUUGCCAAAGAGUGGGGUGAGGCAGAGAAGGCGACGCAGCAGGCCGAGAAGACAGAGAACGACCUGAAUGCAACACGGCUUGAUGUGGAGAAGGCCAAGCACUACGCCCACAGCCGCACCCACGUUGCAGAGGAGAGCCGCAGUGACUAUGCCGCCCAGCUUCAGAAGUACAAUAAGGAACAAAACUACUACUACUACACCGACAUACCCCAGAUAUUCAACAAGUUACAGGACAUGGAUGAGCGGCGGAUCCGGAGGCUAGCUGAGGGCUACUGUCAGUUCUCCGAUAUUGAGAAAAAGGUGCUCCCUAUCAUCACCAAGUGUCUGGAGGGCAUCACUGCAGCAGGAACACGUAUCAAUGCUAACCAGGACUCCAUUCUCUUCAUAGAACAGCACAAGUCGGGCUUCGAGCGGCCCGCAGACGUUGAGUUUGAGGACUACUCUCACGGAAUCAAACCCGCAACCUCCGAGUCCACCCUGAACCCGCCCAAAGCCAAGGCCAAGCUGUGGAUCUUCAGCAAGAAGCACAAGACGUCAGGAGUGGAGAAACACAUGCCUGUAGAAUCUGAGGACUUCUCCCACCUUCCUCCAGAGCAGAGGAAGAAGAAGCUCCAGGCCAAGAUUGAUGAGAUCACCAAAGAACUGCAGAAGGCCCAGGACAGCAGUGAGGCGCUGGAGAAAAUGAAGGUGGUGUAUGCUAACAACCCAGGUUUAGGAGACCCCAGCAGCCUGGAGCCCAGCAUCUCAGAGACAGCUCAGAAGAUCAGCAAGCUGCGAGGAGAGAUAACCAAGUAUGAGACAUGGCUUUCAGAAGCGAUGGGAGGAGAAGAUUGCUCCAGCCCAGACAACCACCAGCACACUGUGAGCACAGAGGAGUCUGAGCCUCCGGAGUUCCCGGACCCCCCAGAGGAGAGCACGCCUACAGUCAGUCUCUACACAGAUUUCUCUGAGUUUGACGACGUGUGUGGGCAGUACAGGGUGCUCUACGCCUUUGACGGCAAAGACGAGGGUACUCUCUCUAUCAACCCUGGAGAGCAGCUCAGUGCCAUCGAGGAGGACCAGGGAGACGGCUGGAUGAGAGUGGUGAAGGCCAACGGAGACGAGGGAUACAUACCAUCGUCCUAUGUCCAACCGCUAUAACGUCCUCUGUCCAGUGUCCUCUGUCCAGCCGCUAUAACGUCCAAGCAGACACCUCAUCACAUAAUAAUCAUACAUAUUGUGAAGCAACAAUAACAUUACAAUUAAAAUCUACACUGCAAAUAUAUAUUCUUUGGAAGGAACUUAAUUUGUCACACAGUCAAAGAAACGUCUUAAACAUGACCUAACUGUGUCCCCAGACAUGAGGUAAACAUGAGUAAAUCAAAUAUAGCUUUUGCUGAUAACAAAUAUAAUGCUGAUUUAUUCUUAAUUGCAAAAACAUUGGAUAUGAUAUCACAUUUAUUUAUCUCUUUCUUUAGGGUUGCCAAGCGAAAACUUAUGUGUCUUCUUCGUGCAUGUUUAGGCAAUAGGCACGGGUAAGCCUGGCUCAGUCGUGAUUGUAAUACAUAGCGCAGGCUACAUACAGUUUCUUUAAAAAACAGCUUUAGAAUUUAUAACAAAACCCUCUAAUUACAAAUUUGAUCUUGUUGCUUAGUGACAGGAUUUCCAUAGAGUUGUUUUUUUUUUUUGCAGUACAGAUUUCAUUCAAAUCAGAAAAUAUUGCUUAUGAAGUUCAUUUGGUUAUUUUGUGAUUUCUAGUCCUGCUUGACACUGUGAAUGUGCCAGGUUGAAUUCCUCUCAAAAAGCUCAUAUACCACACUUUUGAAUGUAGAUCAGAAAGCUGUUGGAAAUAUGAACUCAAAUAGUUUAUCCAUCCACUUUACAUAUAGGACCUAUACAUUUUUCCAGAUUAUAAUGUGACAAUGUGAUAAAUAAAAAUAAAAAAACUGGAUUAAAACCACUAUCUUGUAUACAGUGCACAGAGUAUAACAUUCCUAAAUAAACUGUCACAAUUGUGCAGUUAAAUAUAUGCAUAUCUAAUAUUGUAAAUGUAUAAAUAUAUAGGUGAGAGAUCGCUAGAUUUUAAGAACAUGGCCAAGCACAUUCUUAAAACUCACUGCCCUCAGCAAAUAUUUAACCCAUUGAUAAAUAUGUAAGAUGUUACACGUUUACAAUGAUUUUUCCCGAACAGCUAGAACUUUAAACUUUUUAAUGACAAUUGUACUUUUAAAUACAUUUUAACGGUUUUUACCAAAAUAUAGGUGUUUAGAAACACCUGUAUUUUCUAAACACAGGUGGCUUUAUUAGCAAAGGGCACUGCACAUUUAGAGAAAAUUGCAAAAACUAAGGAUAUCAUCAGAUUUCUGUUUACAUUUAGCUUUCUAACAAAAAACUAUGCAAUUUUACAAAUGUCAGUGAAAAAUGAUUAAGUUAAAGGUGCACUAUGUGCACUGUUUACUAACUGCUCAUCUCCAUGGAGAUGUUAUUGUUUUGCUUGGAAUGUUCCACAGUAUGCCAUUAAACUGUUGUAUCUGGCAUGUGGGACCUAUAACUUGGUCUGGUGGCAUUGUCUGCUUGUCUCCAUGGAGAUUGAUAAGUUAAAUACCAUACUGUGGAACAUUCCAGGCAAGGCAUUAACAAGCAAACUUACAUGGUGCACUUUUAAAUAUUGCUUUCACAUUAUUUGAUUACCAUUAUUCUCAGUCUAUUAAAUUGGUGAUUGGUAAACUGUGUCUUCAUAUAAAUUUGAUAUUUGUAAAACAUUAUGAAAUUAUGACAUCCCUAGUAAAAUUCUAAACUAUUUGUUCAUUUUGUCACAUAAAACUGCAUUUUUCUAAGAGAAGAGCUGUGUGUUAGUGAUGUUUCCUUGGCUGUUAUGUAUCUUAUUACACAAUUGUAUAUGUCAUUUAUAAAGUUAUUAAGUAC